Molecule: messenger RNA, 366 nt
Organism: Eruca vesicaria subsp. sativa (arugula)
Lineage: Eukaryota; Viridiplantae; Streptophyta; Magnoliopsida; Brassicales; Brassicaceae
Source: the annotation of a GenBank genome assembly
AUGAUUGCUUUCAUCGUUAUAGCUGCAAUCCUCAUCUUAGCAGCACUGGCUUGUGUGUUCGGAAGGCUAUGCAACCGCGGUCGCAAAGAUCACAAAAAGAACAACAAACCCUCAAAGCAUGAGAAACCAUCGUCAAAGAAGAACCGUGAGAUCAGACCUGUGGAGCGUGAGCCAAGAGAGAGAGGUGAUGAUUUGGAGUUUGGGUUUGAUAUAAAGCGUCCUGGUCCAAUGAGCAAACCUUCUGGCCCUAUGAGCAAACCCUCUGGUCGAAAUGGAGAUAUUGAGUUUGGGUUUGAUAACAAGAGAGGAGGAGGAGGAAAGAAAGGACCACCUCCGGGUGUUAAACACGGAGUAAGGUUCCAGUAA